CAGCAGGUGGAGAGUCAGAGUCCAGGGAGGGUGUGUGUGUGGAAGGGGGGCAGAGCAGGGAGAGAGUUCAGCAUCCUGACAGCCUGGUGGAUAAAGCUGUCCCUCAGUCUGCUGGUCCUGGCCUGCAGGCUCCGCAGCCUCCUCCCUGAUGGCAGCAGGGUGAAGAGACUGUGUGACGGGUGGGUGGGGUCUCUCGCAAUGCAGAGAGCUUUGCGGGUGAGGCGAGAGGUGUAGAGGUCUUGGAUGGAGGGGAGAGAGGCACCGAUGAUCCUCUCUGCUGCUUUCACGGUGCGCUGGAGGGUCCUUCUACAGGAGGCGGAGCAGGCGCCCUACCACACGGUGAUGCCGCUGGUCAGCACACUCUCGAUUGUUCCCCUGUAGAAGGUGCGCAGGAUGGGGGCCGGGGCUCUCGCUUUCCUCAGUUUCCGGAGGAAGUAGAGGCGCUGGUUUGCCUUCUUGGCCAGUGAUGUGGUGUUGGUGGUCCAGGAGAGGUCCUCAGUGACGUGCACACCCAGGAACUUGGUGCUGCUCACCCUCUCCACCGUAGCACCGUUGAUGGUCAGGGGUGCAUGCUGGGGGCGUGUCCUCCUGAAGUCCACAACAAUCUCCUUUGUCUUCUCCACGUUCAGGGAGAGAUUGUUGUGGUCACACCACUUAUUGCAUACUUAUGCUCAGCCAAUCUUGCCUUCAAUUUACACUUUGUUCUCCCAAUAUAAAAAUGACCACAUGGACAUUCAAGUCUAUAAACAACAUAUGAGGUACUGCAAUUGAUAAAUGAAUUUAUGUCAAACUUACGACCAGAUGUAAUGUCAGUAAAGUAGUUGGUGUUUAUCAUAUUAUUGCAGUGAUUACAAUGUCCACACUUGUAGUUGCCUUUUCUGGUGGAGAGCCAGGUUUUUUGUUGCUUAGGGGGAUGAUGGCUUUUAACAAGUUUGUCAUUUAGGGUUGGAGCUCUUCUGAAGUUGACUGGAUCCCCAAACGGAAGAGCACCAGAGGGACACCUUUUUCUACACACAAGUAGCAUGGUGUCUGGUUUAAAAACUUUCUCUUAUGUUAUGAAAAUAGCUCAGUGAAAUUUCUGAAGAAUUGUCUGAAAACAGUUGGAGUUAAAACAGUGCUGACCACUGAUUGGUCAGUCUGUACAACCAGGGUCAUGUUUCUGUGUUUGAAUCAUCUCUGCCAGCAGAGCAGAGAAUAAAAAGGUUAGCAGUUUGUGUAUGUUGUCAGUACAGGUCGCAGUGUGUCGGAUCAUCAGUGCAGCAGCUUCUCAACAGUUCAGACUGGUCUUCCCUGAUGUUUCCCAGCUGAUGGAAGUCUGGCUGGUUUUCCGUCAGGUGAUAACACUGCCUGUCUUUAGCAGGGAGCCACGAUGACACCAGAGGACAUUUUCAACACUCUGGAGGAUCUAAAAGUUGAUGAAUUCAAGGAUUUCAAAUGGUAUCUGAAGCUGCCUGACAUCCUGGAAGGCUACCAACCCAUCAAACAGUCCAGGCUGGAGACAGCAGAAAGACGGGACACAGUGGACCUGAUGGUGAACACCUUUACACUUGAUGGAGCUCUGAUGGUGACCAAGAAGAUUUUAGAGAAGAUCAAGAGGAAUGACCUGGUGCAGAGUCUGUCAGCCAACAGCUCAGGACCAGAAGUGUCAGUGAGUGUCGGUGAUGUUGGAGAGACUCCAGAGAACAGAGGACCUUCUUCCUCUCAGAGUGAAGGUUACAGUCCGAGCAGGGACAAUGCCGUCAACACAGAUAUCACCAAUAAUAUCACAGACCGACCUCCAAACAGAACAGAUGAGACCACUGAUGUUUCUACUAAAACCAAAGCUGAAACUCAAGUGGGAAGCACAACAGUCACAGCACAGACUGGAAGUGUCAUCUACAACCCUCAUAUGACUGGUGUCAACACUGGAGGAGACAUUAUCACCAAUACCACCACUAACAACACAGACCGACCUCCAAACAGAACAGAUGAGACCACUGAUGUUUCUACUAAAACCAAAGGAAACAUACAAAAGUGCCAAGCUGAUCUAAAAUCUUAUCUUAAAUCUCAAACUCCGGAUCUGUUUCAAGGAACACAGGAAGAUGGAUCAUCAACUCCUUUAGACAAGAUCUAUACAGAGCUUUACAUCACAGAGGGAGACAGUGGGGAGGUUAAUAGUGAACACGAAGUUGUUGAAUUUGAAUGUAAAAGGAGUUCAAGUGAGCAGAAGAAAAUUGACCUCAAUGACAUUUUUAAACCGUUAUCAAACGAAGAAAAACCUCCCAAGAGAGUUCUGACCAAGGGAAAUGCUGGGAUUGGAAAAACUGUUGCCGUGCAGAAAUUCACUCAUGACUGGGCGACUGGAAAAGUCAACCAGACUACUGACUUCAUAUUUCCAUUCACGUUCAGAGAGUUAAAUUUAAUAAAAGAUAAGAUGAGUCUUAAAGAGUUAAUAUGUUGCUAUUUUGAGGAAGUGAGGGAUUUAGAAACCUCAGACUACAACAAUUCAAAUAUUCUGUUCAUCCUUGAUGGUCUGGAUGAAAGCAAAUUGCCUCUGGACUUUGUUAAAAAUGAGAUGUGCCGGAGUAUUACAGACACUACAACAUUAGACUGCCUACUCACCAACUUAAUCAAAGGGAAACUGCUCCACAACGCCUCAGUCUGGAUCACAAGUAGACCAGCAGCAGCCACUAAGAUUCCCUCCGAGUUCAUCCACAGGGUGACUGAGGUUCAAGGCUUUAAUGAUGAGCAAAAGGAGGAUUACUUUCAGAAGAAAGUCCAUGACAAGGGUAUGGCUCAGAAGAUCCUCAAUCAUCUUCAGUCAAAAGCGUUAAGAAGUCUUUACAUCAUGUGCCACAUCCCAAUCUUCUGUUGGAUUUCAGCCACUGUGCUCCUGAGUCUCCUCACAGAAACUCCUGAAAGUGAGUUGCCAAAGACUGUGACUGAACUGUACACACACUUCCUGAUCAUCCAGACCAAACGUAAAAAUAAGAAGGAUUAUCAGAACGAUGAAACAGACAAAGAUAUGAUCAUGAAAUUAGGUAAGCUGGCAUUUGAACAGCUGCAGAGGGGCAACGUAGUACUCUAUGAAGAUGACUUGAAAAGUCAGAUUGACCUGACAGAAGCUGCUGUUUAUUCAGGAGUUUGUACACAGCUCACAAGAACAGAAUAUGGUCUUCACAAACAAGUGAUGUACUCUUUCAUACAUUUAACUGUUCAGGAGUUUCUUGCAGCUCUGUAUGUGUUAGAAACCUUCACAGAUAGCAGAAAGAAUCUGCUUUCCAGCAAGACAAGUUGGUGGCGUAGGUCAUCAGAGAGUCAACUUGCCUUCCUCCAUAAGAAGGCAGUGGAUAUGGCUUUGGUCGACGAACAUGGACGAUGGGACUUGUUCCUGCGCUUCCUGCUGGGUCUUUCACAGGAAAAGAAUCAGGAGCUUCUUCAGAGAGAAUUUAAAUUUACAAGAUGUCCAGGGAAUGACCAGAAGACAAUUAGCUACAUUCACGGGGAAAUCAAGAAUCUGUCCCGUGAUAACAAGGUCAUCAAUCUGUUCCACUGUUUAAAUGAGUUGGGUGACCAGUCUCUGGUAGAGCAAGUCCAACAGUACCAUAACUCAGGAGACGUUGGUGAAAUCUCACCUGCACAUUGGUCAGCUAUGGCAUUUCUGCUGCUCAGUUCCAAUGAAGACCUGGAUGUCUUUGACCUGAAAAAAUACUCCAGAUCAGAUGAAGUUCUGGAGAGGCUGCUGCCUGUGCUCAAAGUAUCAAAGACAGCUUUGUUAAGUAACUGUAACCUCACGGACAGAUGUUGUAAGCAUAUUUCAUCAGCUCUCAGCUCCCAGUCAUCUAGUUUGAUAGAGCUUGACCUGAGUAACAAUGACCUGCAGGAUUCAGGAGUGAAGAAGCUGUCUGUUGGACUGAAGAAUCCACACUGUAAACUGGAGACUCUCAGCCAUGCUCUGAGAUCCAACCCCUCCCAUCUGAGAGAGCUGGAUCUGAGCUACAAUCAUCCAGGAUACUCAGGAGUGAAGCUGCUGUUGGAGGGACUCGAGGAUCCAGAUUGGAGACUGAACACUCUCGGGGUGGAACAUGGUGGAGAGCAGUGGCUGAAACCUGGUGGUCUGAUGAAGUAUGUCUGUGAACUCACAGUGGACACAAACACAGUAAACACAAACCUCAAACUGUCUGACAACAACAGGAAGGUGACACAUGUGUCAGAGGAGCAGCCAUAUCCUGAUCAUCCAGAGAGGUUUGAGGACUGUUGUCAGCUGCUGUGCAGAAAUGGUCUGACUGGUCGCUGUUACUGGGAGGUCGAGUGGAGAGGAGGGGUUGAUAUAUCAGUGAGUUACAGGGGAAUCAGCAGGAAAGGAAACAGAGAUGACUGUUUGUUUGGAGGGAAUAAUCAGUCCUGGAGUCUGGAGUGCUCUGAUGGUGGCAGUUACUGUGUCUGGCACAAUAACAAAAGAACAGACCUCCCCUCCUCCUCCUCCUCCUCCUCCUCCUUCUUCUCCUCCUCCUCUGUCUCUAACAGAGUAGCAGUGUAUAUGGACUGUCCUGCUGGCUCUCUGUCCUUCUACAGAGUCUCUGACUCUCUGAUCCACCUCCACACCUUCAACACCACAUUCACUCAACCUCUUUAUCCUGGAUUUGGGUUUUGGUUCUGGUCAUUGGGUUCCUCAGUGUCUCUGUAGGACACACCCACACACCCACACACACACACACACACACACACACACACACACACACACACACACACACACAAACAGUUGUUGUGUUUCUUCUCGGUCAAUGUGCUGCACAUCAGUGGUUUUAAAUCUCUUUAAAUGUGUUUUGAACCUCUACCUUAAAUCUUGCUGAUUUACAGGAUUCCACUCUGAUGAGUUUGGUAGUAACUUUUAACACAAUGAUAUAAUGUCAGUAUAACAUGAGUGUAUCUGAUAGUAACCAGUAUGAUUUGCUAAUGAUUUGACUUCUCUUAUCUUGUAUUAUUGUAGAUGUGCUCCUCUGUUAUAUAAUGCCUAGCUACAGAUAUGAACAUGUUUAUUAGUUAUGUUUUUUUACUCUUGUGGAAUUGAAUAUGGAAUUUCCUGAGAAUGUGUCCAAGGGGCAGAAGGUAAAUAGUGAACAAGAGGACAGAGCCCUGGGGAACACCGCUGGAGACUGGAGAGGAGCAGGAUCUUAGGUUCUCGAGUUGAACAAAUUGUGUGCGACCAGUGAGAUAUGAUUCCAGCCAAGCCAGAGGGACGUCAGUGAUUCCAGUGGAGGCCAGCCUGUCCGGGAGGAUGUCAUGAUGACAGUGUUGAAGACUGUGCUGAGAGAGAACCGGGAUGGAGAGUAAACCAGAGUCAGAUGCCAUCAAAAGGUCAUUUAUGAUUUUCACCAGGGCUGUCUCAGUGCUUUUCCCUCAUAUAAGUUGCCAAAGACAGUAACAGUUACGUUACUUUUGUUUGGUCAUGUAAUGUUGCUUUGUGGGACAUUUCUCUGUUUUUAGUUGAGUGAAGGACCUGUGCAGUUAUCACACUGUCAGGUCGACACGGCCUUGAUACGUGCAGCUGGCUUAUCCAUUCACACUGGUUCAGUUCACCAAUACUGCACCUCUGAUACUAC
This is a messenger RNA of Acanthopagrus latus (yellowfin seabream), 5582 nucleotides long. Its product is annotated as NLR family CARD domain-containing protein 3-like. Gene Ontology annotation, molecular function: protein binding. The transcript has 12 exons. Bases 1370 to 4666 code for a protein of 1098 amino acids. The record is from RefSeq and is a predicted model, not a curated record. NCBI's taxonomy places the organism in Eukaryota, Metazoa, Chordata, Actinopteri, Spariformes, Sparidae.